Caretta caretta (loggerhead turtle) is the source of this 893-nucleotide messenger RNA. RefSeq names its product C-X-C motif chemokine 10. Gene Ontology annotation, biological process: chemotaxis; immune response; defense response. Gene Ontology annotation, cellular component: extracellular region. The record is from RefSeq and is a predicted model, not a curated record. Gene Ontology annotation, molecular function: chemokine activity. NCBI's taxonomy places the organism in Eukaryota, Metazoa, Chordata, Testudines, Cheloniidae.
CCUCUCCCAGACAUCCAAGAAUCAUACAGAAGAACCUUCGCUCUCAUCACCAUGAAGGGAACCUGGGCUGUUGUCCUUUGUUCAGUGCUCCUGCUCGCGGCUGAAAUUCAAGGGCAGCUGACCUAUGGACAUGGACGUUGCAGCUGCACAGAGAAAGGUUCUGAUUUCGUUCAGCGAAAAGCCUUAGGAAAAAUAGAAGUGAUUCCCAAGAGCUCUUCCUGUGACCAUGUUGAGAUCAUUGCUACAAUGAAGCCCACUGGAGAGCAAAGAUGCUUGAACCCUAAUUCCAAAUGGGUACAGAAGAUAAUAACAACCCUCACCAAGAAAAAGUCUUCACAAAGCACUCACCGGGAAAGGAGAAGAGCUAAAGAUCACUUCAACAGACACGUGAGAUUUUCGGAUUUCAGAGCUUCAGGCUCCCUCUCCAGUGAGCAAUGAACUUGAGUCUGCUUCCUCCACCUGGCUCUUCGACUUUUAAAAUACAAAUGCUGCAGUGAGGCAAGUUGUUCCCAACAUACAGUCGUUGCAUCCAUUAAGGUAACAUCUGGGCAGUGACAUCAUCUCAACACUGUGAUGAAACAUCAGCAUGUCACGGCAGGACGUGCAGUGAGGCAUAUGUAACCUCAGUAAUCCUACUGGCAAACCAGUGACAGUAAAGGCCCAAAAAGAAAAGGAGUACUUGUGGCAUGAAGUGAGCUGUAGCUCACGAAAGCUUAUGCUCACAUAAAUUUGUUAGUCUCUAAGGUGCCACAAGUAAUCGUUUUCUUUUUGCGGAUACAGACUAACACGGCUGUUACUCUGAAACCAGUAAAGGUCUAGUUUGUCUGUGGGGUCUCCUGGUGGCGAUAAGUGGUAAUAGAUUGCUUCUGCUUAUCUAAUUUGCAAAGGUUUCU